This is a messenger RNA of Helianthus annuus (common sunflower), 741 nucleotides long. Its product is annotated as acidic leucine-rich nuclear phosphoprotein 32-related protein 1-like. The transcript has 2 exons. NCBI's taxonomy places the organism in Eukaryota, Viridiplantae, Streptophyta, Magnoliopsida, Asterales, Asteraceae. The coding region runs from base 1 to 741 and encodes 246 amino acids. The record is from RefSeq and is a predicted model, not a curated record.
AUGUAUGUGAAAGGUAAGGUAGACUAUGUUGACUAUGUUGACUAUGUUGACAAGGAUGAUUUUUCUGUUCAUGAAGUAAGUUAUAUGUUGUUAGAACUAGGUUACUCAGAAAAGGAGUUGAUUUUUUACCAUUUCAAAGUAUUUGAUGAAGAUUUGAACUUUAGUUUGAGGGCUUUAGGAAAUAACUCUGAUGUGAUAAUUAGGAUAGAGGAAAUAUGUGAUGAUGGAGACAAUGAUGGUAAAACAGUUAGGAGUACACAACAAAUACUAGCAAAAGCUUCUAGGAGACUAGCAUUAGAGUACAAUGUAGGUGAUUCUGGAAUAAGUCAGGUAGAGGAUGCUGGAACAAGUCAGGUAGUGGAUGCUGGAACAAGUCAAACUGAGGUGGUAUUAGAUGCUGGGAUUAACCAAGGUGAAUUAGAUCAAAGUCAAGUAGUGAAUCAUGGUGAGGAAAAUGGUAAUGGGGAUGAUGAUGGAGAUGGGGAUGACGAGGGAGAUAGUGAGGGAAGUGAUUAUGUUGCUGAGGGAGAUGGUGCGGGAAGUGAAAAUGAAGAUGAGAACCUAGAUAGUGAACCUGCUGAUAUUGUUGAAGAGAAAGAUGAUUUUGAUGAUUCAGAUAACCAGGUAGAUGAAGAUAAUAUGAUUUCUGAUGUAGUGGUCGAUAUGCAUGAUUUCAAAAGUUAUGUGGACCAUGUCAGAGACACAAUAUCAAGAACAAUAAUAGGUAAAAUCACUGAAUAA